AUGACAACGUUGACGGAGAGCAGGUCUUCUCUCCCAAGACCCUCACACCAACUCGAACUGGAGGAGCCCCCAGAUACUGUGGAAUUUGUUAACCAACAACUCGAGCCAAUCGAUCAUGGCCCUGCCGCUUGGAAGCUGCUGGGAACAGCAUUUGUGUUCGAAUCUUUGUUAUGGGGAUUCCCACUUUCAUUCGGAGUUUUCCAGAAUUAUUACUCGGAGCUUCCCGAAUUCGCCGGCAAUCCCUAUAUCUCCGUCGUAGGCACUGUUGCUUCAGGAAUAUCCUAUCUGGGAGCGCCUCUCACGGCCCCUUUCAUCAAGCGCUUCCAAAAGUACCAGCGACAGAUGAUCUGGGUUGGAUGGCCAAUAUGCAUCCUGGCACUCAUCUCCGGAUCCUUCGCCUCGACUCUUGAAACCCUCAUCCUCACACAGGGCGUAGCUUACGGUCUCGGCUUUCUCAUUUUCUACUAUCCAAUCCUCAACAUGGUGAACGAGUACUGGGUUGCUCGCCGUGGAAUGGCAUACGGACUCCUCUGCAGCGCAUCGGGGGUAUCAGGUGCUGUGAUGCCAUUCAUCAUGGAGAAUCUAUUGAACAAAUACGGUUACCGAACCACACUGCGAGCCGUGGCAAUAGCACUUGUCAUACUCACAGGGCCUUUAAUCCCUUUUCUGAAAGGACGUCUCCCAGCCUCCCGGUAUACAUCCACCGCAAACGCCGCAGCAGACUGGAGUUUUCUGCGAACGCCUGUGUUCUGGGUUUAUUCGGUCUCGAAUGUCGCCCAGGGUCUGGGAUAUUUCUUCCCUUCGCUAUACCUGCCUUCGUAUGCUCGGUCGAUGGGACUGAGUAGUACGAAGGGGGCUAUGCUUCUUGCUUUGAUGAGCGUGUCGCAGGUGGCCGGCCAGUUCACCUUUGGCUUUUUGUCGGAUAGAAGGGUUUCAGUGAAUAUUCUCAUUGCGCUGUCGACCGUGGUAGCAGCGGUUGCCUCGUUCACUUUAUGGGGACUGGCUCGUUCCAUCGCGCCGCUGAUCGCUUUUGCCUUGUUGUAUGGCUUUUUCGGGGCGGGGUAUGUUUCGAUGUGGGCGAAGAUGGCUAGCUCGGUCACUGCUGACCCAACGGCUACUUCAAUGGUUUUUAGUCUGCUGUGCUUUGGAAAGGGGAUUGGGAAUGUCUUGACAGGGCCUCUCAGUGCGGGCUUGAUAUCGCGGGUGGUCGCGUUGGAGAAGUAUGGGCUGGCGAAGUACAUGUCUGUUGUUGCUUUCACGGGCGGUUGUAUGGCCUUCAGCGGUGUUGUUGUGUGUUCGUGGUAUAUAGGCAAGCGUGGGAUGAGUCUGGUUCGGUAG
Messenger RNA from Penicillium paradoxum, 1338 nucleotides. RefSeq names its product major facilitator superfamily domain-containing protein. Gene Ontology annotation, cellular component: fungal-type vacuole membrane. The record is from RefSeq and is a predicted model, not a curated record. Gene Ontology annotation, molecular function: transmembrane transporter activity. Gene Ontology annotation, biological process: transmembrane transport. Lineage: Eukaryota; Fungi; Ascomycota; Eurotiomycetes; Eurotiales; Aspergillaceae. The transcript is spliced from 3 exons. The coding region runs from base 1 to 1338 and encodes 445 amino acids.